ACUGGACUGGUCAUGGGUGCCCUUCUUGUUCUUGGUGGCUAAGUAGUCAAAUAUCAAGGUCCAGAUGUAAUGGCGCUUCCCCUACAAUUGAAUGUCCCUCAGGUAAGGGUGGUGUCAAGUCAUAAAGGAUGCUCUGAUGGUGGAAAGUGUGACCAUCCAAGGGAUAGAGAAGGAGGGAUGGCUAACUUAGCUGCUAGGUCCUAUUUGAGCUUUAUAGCGGUAAACUACAGCUCCCAGCAUUCAACGCGGGGAGCUUGGGAAGCAGUGCUCGGCUCGUUUGGACUCAGUGGGUUUGGGAAGCCGUCGAGCCGCUGGAUAAGCAUUUUUAAACAACGAGGAAACACAGCGUGGCAUUUCUUUUCACUAUUAUUCUUCAGUCUGCAUCUUUCAGCAUGGGGAAUGGCAUCAAUAAGGUCCUGCCUGACUUGUACUUGGGGAAUUUCAAAGAUGCCAGAGACCGAGAACAGUUAGCCAGGAACAACAUCACACACAUCCUGUCAAUUCAUGACAGUGCAGCUCCCAUCCUCCAGGAGAUGACCUAUCUCUGCAUUUCAGCAGCUGACCUGCCCACACAAAACCUGACUCAGCACUUCAAACAAAGCAUAAUGUUCAUGCACGAGUCCCGCCUGAAAGGAGAAGGCUGCCUCGUCCACUGUUUGGCAGGUGUGUCCCGCAGUGUCACCCUGGUGGUGGCUUACAUCAUGACAGUGACAGGACUGGGCUGGCAGGAGGCGCUGGCUGCAGUGAGGGUGGUCCGGCCCUCGGCUGGGCCCAACCUGGGCUUUCAGCACCAGCUCCAGGAGUUUGAGGCUACUCAAGCGGAUCAGUUCAGAGAAUGGCUACAGAAGGAAUAUAAGGAUAACCCCUUCAACGAUGAGGCUGAUCUACGUGACUUGCUUGCCAGGAUGACUAAAGCCAACAGUGAAAGGGUGGAAAAACAGGCAUCUGGAGGUAUCUGAUCAGAUCUUUUGAUGAGAUAUUUGGCCGUUCAGCCUGGAGGAUUACACCACAGAUACUACAGUGUUCUGCACCUAUCUGGAAGCAUAAUGUGCUUUAGAGUGGACUACUGUCGGGAUGUUUAUCGCUGCUGGACUAAUCCUCUGCAUAUCAUGGACAUGAACAGUGGAAGAGACAAUAGCCAUGUACAGCACAUAUUCAUUUUUAGUGUUGGUUGAUGUUUCUGGUGCUGUUUUUUUUUUUUCUUCUAAUUUAUGAUUGCUGUGUUUUUUGUACUGUGCCAAGAUAAUUUCAAAGUGGUGAAAUAAAAGGGUAAAUUCAA
Cottoperca gobio is the source of this 1279-nucleotide messenger RNA. It is a transcript of the gene dusp22b, whose product is annotated as dual specificity phosphatase 22b. Bases 393 to 959 code for a protein of 188 amino acids. Gene Ontology annotation, biological process: signal transduction; protein dephosphorylation. Gene Ontology annotation, molecular function: protein tyrosine phosphatase activity. Gene Ontology annotation, cellular component: cytosol. The transcript has 9 exons. The record is from RefSeq and is a predicted model, not a curated record. Lineage: Eukaryota; Metazoa; Chordata; Actinopteri; Perciformes; Bovichtidae.